AUGCCGUCGACCCCCCCACCCGCCCCUGUUCUAACCCCUCGUCCCAUCCUCCCUUCUGCCCGUCCACCCAUCCAAUCCACCCAUACCCUCAUCCCACGUGUCCAGCUGCCCUUUCUGCUCAAGGUGAGCCUUUUUGAGAGGGCGUCUGUGCCGCUCGCCCCGCCCUUCCUCGGCCGCUCCGCGCGCCACCUCUUCCUUACAGACGUGGAUCCUCCUGUCGAAUCACCCGACGUUGGCACUCACAUUGACUCCACUCCAAGCCCUCGGAUUUUUGCUGUUCUAACCUCCCAUCCCAUCCACCAUUCCACCCACCCAUCCCUCAUCCCACGUGUCCAGCUGCCCUUUCUGCUCAAGGUGAGCCUCUUCGAGAGGGCGUCUGUGCCGCUCGCACCGCUCUUCCUCGGCCGCUCCGCCCGCCACCUCUUCCUCACUGACGUCGACCCUCCUGUCGAAACACCCGACUUCGCCCCUCCAAAUGGCAUUGAAGCCGCUGAUGCCAACCCUCGCAUUGGCUCCAAUGCCUCUGAACCUCAAAUUGAAACCGUGGGUGCAGCCAAUACUCAGAUUGACACCACCUCCAAUGCUGAUCUUCAACCAGACACUGCUGGUGUUGAUGCUUUGGGUGAUGCUGUGGCUGGAAAAACCCAAGCAGCCGCUGUGAAUGGUAACCCUUGUAUGAGUCGUGUCGACCUUUCAACUGCUGCGUCUGGUAUCGAUCCCCCUCUCAGCACCGACACGACUCUCCCCUCCUCCGUUGACGCUGGUCGUCCCCUUGCUGACCUUUCUGCCAACGCAGCUGCUGAAGCUCUUGCCAGUGUGAAAGGGGCGGCUCGGAAACAGCACCAGAAGCAGCAGCAGCAGCAUGGGAUGGUGCGGCUGCAUCGGCUGGGAAGCAGCCUGAUUGAUGUGACAAGAGUGACAGGAGUGACAAGAGCGACAGGAGUGACAAGAGUGACAGGAGCAGAAGGCCGUUCAGAGGAGACAACGGAGAAAGGGGUUGGGAGUCACAAGGAGAAACACCAACUGCCUCUGCUGCUCCGCAUGACCACUGACAACGAGGAAGGCCCCUUCCUGUCUGCUCUCGCUGCAUUCAAGUACAGAGCAGCAUACGCCAAUGUUUCAGGGGAUCAGUAUUCUUUUGGAAUUCUCAAAAAUACUCUACACCAGUGGGAGAUGCCAUCGCCUGACGAGCUGCACGAGCUGCCAGACUAUCGCUUCAUCGUGAGAGUGCAGCCCAUGCCGUGUGAAUCAGACACCUCAGCAGUGCAGGCCGAACCAAGGGAGCCAGAGGCAAGCGCCCCAGGAUGUCACGACACAGGUGCAAGAGGGGAGGAGAAAGGAUGCUACGGCAACACCCCGUCAUUGCACUUGGUUGCUUGUGAUGCUUCACGUGCCAGUGCUGCCUCUGCUGCUGCUGCUGCUGCUGCUGCUGCUGCUGCACGAGCAGACACAACAGGUGCUUCAGCAACAGAGGCUUCUGAUGUCAUAGCAGGGAAUGCCACGGGCAAUGCUUCAGGUGGUCCUUCAGGUGCUCCUUCAGGUGGUCCGUCUGAUGGAUCUGCAGGUGACGCCCCAGAGCCCAAAGAGCACACUAAUUUCUUUGCGCGGCUGAAGGGAAGGUGGAAAGUGGGGGGAAAAACAGCAGCAACUCCCGGCUUUGGCCUUGGCUUUGGGUUUGGUUCUCCGCAGCAGCAGUUGCUGCCGUUCAAGCAGCAACCACUGAAGCUGAAAGAGAAGGGGCAUACCAAACAGGGUGAGGAGGGAGAGGAGGAGUUUGAGAACCCAAAGAUAUCACCUGACGAUCCACCUGAGGGUUCACCUGAGGAGGGUGAGGGGGGCCGGUUGCAACUGGUGCGUAGCAUGAGUGAGGGUAUGGUUCCCAGGGGCGCAAGUGGCAGGGGCAGUGGUGGUGGCGGCAGUGGCGGCAGCGGGAGUGGGGGCAGCAGUGGGGAAGGUAGUGGCAACAGCAGAACAGGACAAGGGGCGAUGAAGACCGACAAAGGGCAUGAGAGAGUCCCUCUCACGCCUCUCCUCUCUCCCCCCCCCACCACAGACGCUAUGGUGGACAAUCUAAACCGUGUUCCAUGGGCGCGCAUCGAUGUCAACUUUGCAUCCUCUCCACUCGCCUUCCUCGCUCACAUCCUCAUUCAGGUGAACAUCCCAACACUCAAGGCGCAUGGAGCUAGUGUGAUACAGCAUGUGAUCGACAACUUCGUGGUGUAG
Messenger RNA from Closterium sp. Yama58-4, 2223 nucleotides. The record is from the annotation of a GenBank genome assembly. NCBI's taxonomy places the organism in Eukaryota, Viridiplantae, Streptophyta, Zygnematophyceae, Desmidiales, Closteriaceae.